GCAUGAUCCUGUAUCUGAAUUUGUUGUUAACCAAAUACAUUAACCAUUUGUAGCGUAUGCCUUUUUGCAUAUAGAUUAUGUUUUAUAAGAUGAACAUGUACUAUAAUCAAUACAUGAAACACCAUCAGUAGUACAUUUUUAUUAUAAAUUUUGAGAGGCAGAUUCACAUUCAGUAUGUGUUGGAUAAUUGAAAUCAGAACAUAUAGAAUUCCUACAUAGUUUCUCUUAAGAAUUCCAAGAACAAGGUUAAUUUUUAUGAUUUAAUUUACAUGCUUCUUAUGUUGUAUAUGCAGAACACUCACUAAUUGGAACACAUCCAGUAAUACCAUUAGAUGUACAUUUAUAAUUAGCUUUAUAACAUUGAUCAUGAGUUAAAUAAUAUGCAUCAGUACAGGAGUUAAAUUUUUAACAUAUUGUUUUAGUGUCAUUAAUUGCAAUAACAGUUUACAUACAUGUUCCAUCAUAACCAGUAACACAACCACCAUUUGUAUUUGUUUCAGAACAUUAAGUAAUAGGAAUACAUUUAGUACCAUCAGUAGUACAUAAAGGGGAAAUCUACUUACAUUACUCAUUAGUAUUCCAUUGAAUACUUUAACAAGAAUUAUAUUUAUAACAUUUUCCUUAAGGUUAUUAAUUAGAAACCUUAUUAACUAUCCAUAAACAAGGUCCAUCUAAUCCUACUAUGCAAGCAUCAAUUAUUUGAGUAUUUUCACAAUUUUAGAUUUCUACACAUUAUGA
Paramecium sonneborni is the source of this 738-nucleotide messenger RNA. The record is from the annotation of a GenBank genome assembly. Lineage: Eukaryota; Ciliophora; Oligohymenophorea; Peniculida; Parameciidae.